Molecule: messenger RNA, 1327 nt
Organism: Penaeus chinensis
Lineage: Eukaryota; Metazoa; Arthropoda; Malacostraca; Decapoda; Penaeidae
Product: atrial natriuretic peptide receptor 2-like
Exons: 8
Coding region: 227-1327 (366 amino acids)
Biological process (GO): intracellular signal transduction; cGMP biosynthetic process; receptor guanylyl cyclase signaling pathway
Molecular function (GO): peptide receptor activity; guanylate cyclase activity
Source: RefSeq, a predicted model, not a curated record
CAACAACAAGAUCCUGUUCCGCAUCCGCCUCGACGACUUCCGGGACAAGAUCACCAAGUUCGACACGCCAUCUAUUGACGCCGGGAUCAAGUUCUACAACAGGGCGAACUAUAUCUUUCUGGACCAGCUGACUCGGGAGAUCAAGGAGAAGGACAGCUCGGGCGUGUGGCGGCCGCUGCUCGCCUACAAGAACCUGAUUCGCGCCAUCGAGCACCUGGGCAUCUCCAUGGUGUUCGGCGAGGAGUACUUCGGCAGGGGCGACCUCGACCACACCUCCUACCUCAACUUCGUCACGAACGACGCGCUCGGACAAGAUUUCCUCAAUGCUAGCAAGAGCUUUGCCUACUGGAUCAAGGACAGGUACCUCCAGCUGCAGCAGACAUACCCCUGGUACUCGAACAUCACGCGUCGACGCCAGGAAAUCAUAAACAGGGUCAAGAUCGAGCCCGACUUCGACAAGGCCACCGAGUACUUCUACGCCAUGCUGGGCUACCUGGACGCCCUGCAGAAGAUCCAGUACGAGAUCCGCACCAGGAUCGAGGAGACCAUUCUGUCGGAGGUGACGUCCUCCAACAGCCACGUGGUGGUGGGCAUCGCCAUACUGGCUGUUGUGCUUCUCAUAUCACCUGUCAUCAUCGUCCUUGUCAGGAUGGUGACGAGGACAUUACAGGCCUUCACGGAGACCUUGCAGUACAAGACGUACGAGCUGCGUUACGAGAAGAAGCGCUCGGAUAAGCUGCUGUACCAGAUGCUUCCGCCGACGGUCGCGCAGCAGCUGAAGCAGAGGAAGCAGGUGUCGGCCGAGACGUACGAGUCGGUGACCAUCUACUUCAGCGAUAUCGUGGGCUUCACGGAGCUGGCUUCGGAGAGCACGCCCAUGCAGGUGAUCUCGCUGCUGAACGCUCUUUACAAGAUGUUUGACUCGAGGAUUGAGCUCUACGAAGUCUACAAGAUCGAGACGAUCGGCGACGCGUACAUGGUGGCCUCGGGGCUGCCCCAGCGGGGGGAAGGCAAGGACCACGCGGCCGAGAUCGCCUCCAUGGCCCUGGACCUCCUGCAUGCCACCGAGAACUUCGUGGUGCCGCACAUGCCCGGCGAGCGCCUGCAGAUCCGCAUCGGCAUCAACACGGGCCCCGUGGUGGCGGGCGUGGUGGGCUCCAAGAUGCCCCGCUACACCCUCUUCGGCGAGUCCGUCAACAUCGCCUCCAAGAUGGAAUCCACCGGCCUGCCCUUCAAGAUCCACAUCACGGCGUCGACCAAGGAAGCCCUGGACAAGGUGGGAGGAUUCAUCAUGAAACUCCGCGGCGAGAUGGAAAUUAAGGUUUGA